Molecule: messenger RNA, 597 nt
Organism: Blumeria graminis f. sp. triticale
Lineage: Eukaryota; Fungi; Ascomycota; Leotiomycetes; Helotiales; Erysiphaceae
Source: the annotation of a GenBank genome assembly
AUGAACGCUCAUGCCCUUCUAACAUCACAAGGAUGGCGGGGGACGGGAAACUCUCUACACCCAACUAGUAAUGCUAUUGGAUUAACAAAACCUAUUCUCGUCGCACACAAAACUGAUACACUCGGCAUCGGUAAUAAACAUAGGACAAGUGAUUUAUGGUGGAUGAAUGCCUUCGAUAAGACGCUGAAGGGCCUGGAUACAUCAGUGGAAGGCCUUGUCGUACAGACCAUCACAGAUGGGGGCCUAGAUGCUGCCAAAAAAAGUAACGGGAAAUGGGUACUAGAAAGUAGUGAUCUUUACGCCAACUUUGUGAAAGGAGAAAGUCUGGAAGGGUCGAUCGAGGCGGCGCAGAUCAAGUCAAGUCGUAAAGGGGAAAAGAGAAAGCGUAAAGAUGCAGAACUUGAAAGUAAAGCAGAUCGAAGAGCAAGAAAAGCAGCCAGACGUUUGAAGAGAGAACAAACUAAGAUGAGGAAAGAUAAGAAGAAAUUUUCAUUAAAUGCAAGCCAGGAUUCUGAUACGACCAUAUCAAAGAAGCACAAGGAUACAAAAGACAAGCGGAAGGCCAAAAAAGCUGCAGCUUUGAAGUCGCAUGAGUAG